Molecule: messenger RNA, 3943 nt
Organism: Trichomycterus rosablanca
Lineage: Eukaryota; Metazoa; Chordata; Actinopteri; Siluriformes; Trichomycteridae
Gene: aldh16a1
Product: aldehyde dehydrogenase 16 family, member A1
Exons: 17
Coding region: 200-2584 (794 amino acids)
Molecular function (GO): oxidoreductase activity, acting on the aldehyde or oxo group of donors, NAD or NADP as acceptor
Source: RefSeq, a predicted model, not a curated record
AUUUCAACCGCGUUGUGUUUUAUUUUUUCUUUAAAGUGCGCGCUAUAUAAUUAGCAUUGCUGUAGUUUGGUUAGCUUAGCUACCUAGCUUAUGAAUCAGUAAAGCACAGAUUGUUUGUGUGUGUGUGUGUGGGUUCAGGACUGAAAAUCAGAUUUAUUAUUAGUUGAUUAGUUACUAAUUAUUAUUAGGAGUUGAUGGUAUGGCAGAUAGCACCUCAAACACUGUGUACAACAUUUUUAAAUCCAUGGAGUUAGGUCCAUCUGCUUCAUCUGCUGCUGGUACAGCACAGUCCUGGCUCGAGCAGAACUCUAAAUGUCUUGGGUUUUUCUGUGAUGGAAAGUUUGUGAACCCAGCUGGCCGGCAGAAACACAAUUUAAGUGACUCCACGGGUGGGUCUUUGUGCAGCAUCACUGUAGCCGAGGAUGAGGAUACGGCGAGUUGCGCCUCCUCUGCGUCCGCAGGGUUUAAAGCCUGGAGUGAGCUGAGCGCCCAUCGCAGAGCCAAAGUUCUGCUCAGGUUGGCAGGGACAAUUCAGAGAUACAGUCAGUGUCUAACUGAGCUGUGUGACCUGUCCCAGUGUCCCAGUUCUACCGCUGCUCUGGUCAGACUGGCACAGUACUGCGCUGGCUGGGCUCAGCUCAGAGAUACUCUGCUGCCUGGGUGGAACCCGCAAGGGGUCGUAGCUGUGGUGGUUUCAGAUGACUGUUCCUUCUACUCUAUAUGGCAAAAGGUCCUACCAGCUCUAGCUGUGGGCAAUGCUGUCACCGUGGUUGCUGGAGUGAAAAUGGCUCCUCCUGCACUGUUACUGGCCCAGCUCUUCAUGGAGUCAGGAUUCCCUGCUGGGGUGUUAAACGUGGUGACGGGCGACAGCUCGCUGGGUGCUCGAGUGGCUCAGAAUUCCCAGAUCAGCUACCUGACCUACAGUGGUAGCAAACAGGAUGGAGUAGCGCUGGCUCAGCAGACGGCUGGUCGGGGCGUCCCUGUCUCUCUGUCCCUCUGCGUCAGCACAGUGUGUCCUUUCAUCAUCUUCGAGACCGCCGAUAUUGACAGUGCGGUGGAUGCAGCGAUAGAAACGGCUUUUAAAAACAGUAAAGACUGCCAGUGGGUGCUGUGUGUCCAGGAGUCGGUGUAUGAUGGUGUGGCGGCGAAGCUGAAACUGAGGAUGGCCGGAAUGAAGUGUGUUCCUCUGGCCAGGGAGUCAAACAGGAGCCUGGUGGAGGCUGCAGUGCAGGAGGCAGAACAGCAGGGGGCAGUGCUAAUCCAAUCCUGUUCUCCACCCUCCUCCGGAUGUGUGUUUCCCCCUACGGUUUUGUGCAAUGUGGCCCCCUCCUGCCCCUCGGUGGUCUCUCCUCCUCCAGGACCCAUCCUGCCCAUGCUGUCCUUCAGAAGUGCCGCAGAGGGAGUCGUUCUAGGUAACUGGAGCCCUCAUGGUCAGGCCGCGUCUAUCUGGACUGAAGAUUUGACUCUGGCUUUGGAGACUGCUAAGAGUCUGUGUGUAGGAUCAGUGUGGGUGAACAGUCAGUUGGUGACAGAUCCAUCGCUCCCACAGUCUGGACGGAGAGAGAGCGGGAACUGUACCGACGGAGGCCGAGAGGGUUUGUAUCAGUACCUCUGUGCUUCACCUUCGACGUCUAUGCCACAUUCCAUGCCUAGUUCUCUGGACUACACCAAAUUCGGCACUGCUGCAUCCAAAUUCCUGGUACCAGCAGGUUUUGAUCCAACCAGCGUGGCUCGUUCCUGCUCUCAGCUGGUGGGUGGGAAGCUGUGUAAGGCUGAUUCGGGCUCCACUAGGACAGUUCUGGCUCCGGGAGGUGCUGUGCUGGCUCACUGCCCUGAUGGAGGCAGGAAGGAUGUCCGAAAUGCCGUGGAAUCUGCUCUGAAGAUCCAGCCAGGGUGGGUAAAAAAGAGUCCGGCUGCUCGUGCACUUUCCCUCUAUUCAUUUGCUGACAGUCUGGAGAAGAAAAGAAAGGACCUGGCAGCGUCCGUCAGCGUCCAGACAGGCCUGUCUAUGGAGGAAGCCGAGCGAGAAGUAGAGUUUAGCGUCUCCAGGCUUUCUGACUGGGCUGCACACUGUGAUAAGCAAGUUGGACAAAUGCCACUGCUUCCUCAGACUGGCUCGGCCUUCUCCACCCCGGAGGCUUUAGGAAUUAUCGGUGUGGUACUUCCCGAUGCGAAGCCCCUUCUGUCCCUAGUAUCUGUGCUUGGAGCUGCAGUUUCCAUGGGAAAUGCUGUCAUCAUAGUGCCAAGCGAGAAGUACCCUCUCCCAGCUCUGGAUUUCAUUCAGGUUCUCCAGGCGGCUGAUCUUCCCGCUGGUUUGGUCAGUGUGAUCACCGGUGGCAGGGAUCACCUGACCCAAGCGUUGGCCAAUCACAAUGAGAUCCAGGCAGUCUGGUACUGGGGUACAGUGGAGGGUGUCCAAUUUCUCCAGUAUUUUUGCUGCAGCCCUCUGAAGCGACUCUGGCUGCACUGUGAGAAAGAGGAUGAGAAAAAUGAAGGAUACUGGACCCACCCGAGUCCUUCAGUACAGGAGGAAAUGUGGAGGAACGCUGUGGCGUGGAAGAGUGUGUGGAUCCCUACGGCCUAACUACACUAGCUACAGUUAUUGAAAAUAUAGAAAUGUAGGAGAAAGAAAAUCAAAAAAUUAAAAGUAUAAAAUAAAUAAGUUUGUACAUUGAUCGUACAUUCCCUUAAUAUUAUUCUGCAUUCCUAAACUGAUAAGCGUGUUGACUGUGAGGCGUCAAGUACAGGGAAGCUCUUGCGUUAUGCAAAACAGCCCCUUUUCAAGGCCACAAACUGAAGGAAAUAAAGAAGCAAAAGUUUUUGUUCUGCAUGUAACGUCAAAUCUACUUGCUCAUGAUUCUAACCAGUUUAAACCAGUGCCAAGUUUAUUGUGUAACUACCUCACAUGAUUGGUAUGAGCACUCAGGGCUGUUUAUAAAAACAUUCUGUAUAGUAAAAGCUACUCAGUCUACUGUAAAUGAUCUUAUCUGUCAUUUUCAUACUGUUAUAUAAGUGUAUACAGAGAUCUUUUCAGGAACAACAAACAAGUUGGACUUGAAUGUAAAACAAGUCACUUUAUGCAAAAUGUAUCUGCCGUCGUGAUUAAGUCAUAUUCGACAGCUCAAUCAUAUUUGACCGUCAUAUUCUAGUGCUUUAAUCAUUAAAUCUCAUCAUGAGGGCUAGCUCUGGUUCUGCUGGUGUGUAAGCCAGAUUUGUGCAUCAGUACACUUCUUUCCUAACAGUAAGUACUAAGUCUUUCCUAAAACCCUAAAUUGCAGUAAAUUGCACUAACCUUCCAUCUUCCUACAGACAUGAUUGGCAAGUUUAAUAAUGUGUAUGUUUUUUUAUUCCGUUAUCCCACAAGUGGGGCCAGUGGUAGCUCAGUGGUUAAGGAACUGGACUAGUAAACAGAAGGUUGCCGGUUCAAGCCCCGCCACCACCAAGUUGCCACUGUUGGGUCCCUGAGCAAGGCCCUUAACCCUCAAUUGCUCAUCGUGUUCCACUCAUUGUGUAAGUCGCUUUGGAUAAAGGCGUCUGCUAAAUGCUGAAAAUGUAAAUGUAAGUGACCUUUCUUCUUCUUUUUUCUCCUCUCCUCCUUCUUUUUCCAGUAUGGUUCAACAGUAGCCUCGUUUUCUCCAGCAACCAGCUGUUCCAAGCCUGCGUAAAUAAGGAGGCUUGUGCCAAAAAGGGCAUCUGGCAUAAAACAUCUUCACUGUAGGUCUUCACACUGAGAAAUUAGACUGAUUCAUGUGAACAAAAAACAUUAAUCAUCUGAUUUCUUGUACCCACUUGCUCUUAGUGUUGUAUUAGUACCAGAAUUGGCCUUUCAGCGUUUUGGUAAUAUCUGUUUAGAAUGGGAUUGGAACAUCCCUUUAAGACCUAAACAAGUGUAAGAAGUACUAACGGGUUGAGUUAAAUAAAUAAAACGGUUACAGCAACAGUG